AUGGAGCCAGCCGAUGUUACUCAAAUCAAGACCCGAGGCCAACACGAUGCCUUGGAAACAACGGUGGCGCGCAAGACGGCACAGCGCCGUCCUGCUGUCGGAUCUCCGAUGCCAACUCUUAUCUGCCUCGCUUAUGCUAGCUUCCUUGUAGAGCUGGGCGAGCACCUUGUUGGUAAGACGCCUGAUUGCCAUCCAUUCUCGGAGCUAGCGUGCUCCGUAGAUCCGCCAUUAGACACCCUUUCUGCAGCCCUCCGCCCUGCCCAAGUUCAUACAUCAUUCGAUUCUCGCUCUUACACCGUCGCCCCUCGACAUACUCCACUAUCUGCCCCAAAAACUCUCCAUCCUGCUUUUGCCUCUGCACAAAAGGGACACUUCCUUCAGCAUGCUCUCAGAAUGCCAGCCGCUUAUCACAUCGAGGGCCGCCACGCUUUUUCGAUACCACGGUCGCCUAAGGUUGAAGUACAACAGCUGCAUGUCAAAAGCACAAGGUUUCUUUCAUCGCCUCUCGACACCUCCACCAUAACGACCUAUGAAGAGCUCGCGUCAUUGCUCAUAUCAGCGUCUUCAUCGACAUCUGAGAUCUGCCGCCCUACGGUAUUGACCAACAGGAACAAGUCAAGAGAUCAUGUCAGAGAGUCUGCUUCAAUCGCACAUCAAUUCACCUCCCACAAGUUCCUCAAGACCGGCAAGUCUCGCCAACACUACGACGAAAUAUCCUUGGAAAGCUCUCCAACAUCUUAG
Fusarium fujikuroi IMI 58289 is the source of this 741-nucleotide messenger RNA. RefSeq lists its product as uncharacterized. The record is from RefSeq and is a predicted model, not a curated record. Bases 1 to 741 code for a protein of 246 amino acids. The transcript is spliced from 2 exons. NCBI's taxonomy places the organism in Eukaryota, Fungi, Ascomycota, Sordariomycetes, Hypocreales, Nectriaceae.